Messenger RNA from Anguilla anguilla (European eel), 3445 nucleotides. RefSeq names its product MORC family CW-type zinc finger protein 3-like. Gene Ontology annotation, cellular component: PML body; nucleus. The transcript has 23 exons. The record is from RefSeq and is a predicted model, not a curated record. The coding region runs from base 176 to 3310 and encodes 1044 amino acids. Gene Ontology annotation, molecular function: zinc ion binding; ATP hydrolysis activity. Lineage: Eukaryota; Metazoa; Chordata; Actinopteri; Anguilliformes; Anguillidae.
UCAUGCCAGAAUUAUUACUCAAUAAAUGCAUUCAUUCCAAUAAAAUGAAUCCCUUCAACUUAAUGUGACGUUCCAAAAGGGGCUGGGCAGUUGGGUGUAUACACUUACAUAUAAUUAUACGACUCUAUAGUGUGAUUAGGAAACAAAACUUCCAACUCUCAACAUAUCAGAGAAAAUGGCCAGAGAAACUGAUGAAAAUAUACCAUUGAGUUUGGUCAAUCCACAGUAUUUGCAUGCAAAUUCCACCAGCCACACCUGGGCCUUCAGUGCCAUUGCUGAGCUGAUUGACAAUGCCUGUGAUCCGGAUGUCGGUGCCAAGCAGAUCUGGAUCGACUGGACCAAGAUUAAAGACUUUGACUGCCUUACAUUCACGGACAAUGGGGCUGGGAUGGAUUUUGAUGAAAUGCACAAGAUGCUGAGCUUUGGCUUCAGUGACAAGCAGGCAUUGGGCGGCCGCGCUCAAGUAGGUCUUUACGGAAAUGGGUUUAAAUCCGGCUCCAUGUUCCUGGGGAAAGAUGCCAUUGUCUUCUCCAAAAAUCCUUACUCCAUGAUUGUGGGCCUGCUGUCUCAGACCUAUCUGGCGGACAUUCAGGCUCAGAAUGUGGUAGUUCCCAUCGUCACCUUCAGAAAAAAUGAAGAAAACAAGUUCAGCGCUAUACCACAGCAUAGAGAAAGCCUGAAAGCCAUCCUGGAGCAUUCGCUGUUUCAAACGGAGGAGCAGUUGCUCUCUGAACUCAAGAUCAUCAAGGGCAUUACUGGAACCCGGAUCAUCAUAUGGAACCUGCGCAGUACCUCCAGCGGACAGAUCGAGUUUGAAUUCAAGGAGGAUAUCGCGGACAUUCAGAUUCCAUAUGUGGACUCGACCGAUGAGCAGAGGAGGCCUAUUCGGCGCCCGGCUUGGGUUGCGGAGUUUGAGUUCUCUCUGCGUGCAUAUUGCAGCAUUUUGUACUUGAAGCCAUCGAUGCAGAUUUUGAUAAAAGGAAAGAAAAUGAAGACUCAGCUGGUGGCAAAAAGUCUGGCCCACACCGUCAAGGACAGAUACACGCCCAAAUUCCUGAACAAACAUAUCAAAAUAACCUUUGGGUACAGAACGGAAAGUGGGGGGCCGUACGGAGUAUUGAUGUACUGUAAGAAUCGGCUAAUUCGACCAUAUGUGCAUUUGGGCUGCCAGCUCAAGGCCAAUGCCAAGGGUGUUGGUGUCAUUGGCAUCAUUGAAUGCAACUUCCUCAAGCCAACGCACAACAAACAGGAAUUUGCUGAAUCAGUGGAGUACAGGAAAAUAAAGCACUGCCUGGGAGUGAAACUGGAGGAAUAUUGGAAUCACAUGCGACUCAAAAGAAAGGAGCAUCCCAGCAACACUGGACCAACUGACGAUACGAAGGGGGCUGCUCCGGAUCAGACCUGGGUCCAGUGUAAUGAAUGCCUGAAGUGGAGGAAACUAGCAGGUGGUAUUGAUCCUGACAGCCUGCCUUAUGUUUGGGUUUGCCACAUGAAUGAGGAUCCCAAGUUCAGGAGGUGCUGGUUACCGGAAGAACCAGAAAAUUCAGAAGAGGAGCAGCCACAUGAGAAGCAAUAUAAACAGGAGAAGAAGAAGCAGAAACAACAGAAGAAGAAGGGACAGCAGAACUCUGAAGACAGUGAAUCAACACCAAAGACCUCUGCUACACCUUCGAAGCUCUAUGAUACGAGACAAAGGAUAGGGGAUGCUCAGACCAGCCUCACUUCCUCCUCCUCUCAUCUCAGCUUCUCGGGUGAUGAUCCUUCUGCCCACACCGUGCUCUCCACCUACACUGUGCCAGAAAAUCCAUCUUCAAGAAGAAUACGUGAGAAGAGCCUCAGUCCCCCCCCUUCUUUCAGCUUUUCAGGUGAUGAUCCUUCUGCCGACACCGUGCUGACUGAUAUGGUGCCAGAAAAUCCAUCUUCAAGAAGAAUACGUGAGAAGAGCCUCAGUCCCCCCCCUUCUUUCAGCUGUUCGGGUGAUGAUCCUUCUGCCGACACCGUGCUGACUGAUAUGGUGCCAGAAAAUCCAUCUUCAAGAAGAAUACGUGAGAAGAGCCUCAGUCCCCCCCUCCCCAACUUCUCGGGUGAUGAUCCUUCUGCCGACACCGUGCUGACUGAUAUGGUGCCAGAAAAUCCAUCUUCAAGGCAGAAGAGGAAGCUGAUCACUCAAGAGAACAAGGAAGGCAAAAGAGCAAAGAAGAUUGGUCACCAAAACGACACAUCAGAGGCAGUGGCCAGCACAGCUGCUUCAGCGCUGUGUCUGCCGACGUCACCUGUCACUGCAACCCUGGACGAGAAUAGCAUGCAGGUGCAAACAGCCACCCUGGAGGGAGACCAGUGCAGUGAGAAGGUGGAGACAGUCAAACAGGAGAGAGACCAGCAUAGUUAUCAGGGAGAGACUGUCAUUCAAGAGAGAAACCAGUGCAGUGAGCAGGUGGAGACAGUCAAACAGGAGAGAGACCAGCAUAGUUAUCAGGGAGAGACUGUCAUUCAAGAGAGAAACCAGUGCAGUGAGCAGGUGGAGACAGUCAAACAGGAGAGAGACCAGCAUAGUGAGCAGGUGGAGACUGUCAUUCAAGAGGGAGACAAGUACAGGGAGCAGAUGGAGACAGUCACUCAGGAGAGAGACCUGUACAGGGAGCAGGUGAAGACUGUAUUUCGUGGGAGAGAUCGGUAUAGGAACCAGGUGAAGGCUGUCACUCAGGAGAGAGACCCGUACAGGGAGCAGGUGAAGACUGUCACUCAGAUGAGAGACCAGUACAGGGAGCAGAUGGAGACAGCCACUCAUGAGAGAGACCAGUACAGGGAGCAGGUGAAGACUGUAAUUCGUGGGAGAGAUCGGUAUAGGAACCAGGUGAAGGCUGUCACUCAGGAGAGAAACGAGUACAGAGAGCAGGUAGAGGCAGUCACUGAAGAGAGAGAACAGUACAGGGAGCAGAUGGAGACAGCCACUCAUGAGAGAGACCAGUACAGGGAGCAGGUGAAGACUGUCACUCAGAUGAGAGACCAGUACAGGGAGCAGAUGGAGACAGUCACUCAGGAGAGAGACCAGUACAGGGAGCAGGUGAAGGCUGUAAUUCGUGCGAGAGAUCGGUAUAGGAACCAGGUGAAGGCUGUCUCUCAGGAGAGAAACGAGUACAGAGAGCAGGUAGAGGCAGUCACUGAAGAGAGAGACCAGUACAGGGAGCAGAUGGAGACAGUCACUCAGGAGAGAGACCUGUACAGGGAGCAGGUGAAGACUAUCAAUCAGGAGAGAGACCAGUACAAGACAAAGCCGUUACAGCUGUUUGACCUUCAGAAACUAAUUUGAACAACAGAGAAGGAUGAGCUGAAGAGCGAGACAGUGUGAGCUGUUGCCUGGUGACCAUCAUACCGGCUCUGGAUCUGGACCUGCUCAGCUUUGACAGUGAUGUCAUUGACGGGACCCUGGAUUUGAUUGAACAUA